Molecule: messenger RNA, 878 nt
Organism: Daphnia pulicaria
Lineage: Eukaryota; Metazoa; Arthropoda; Branchiopoda; Diplostraca; Daphniidae
Product: adhesive plaque matrix protein-like
Exons: 3
Coding region: 73-777 (234 amino acids)
Cellular component (GO): extracellular matrix
Source: RefSeq, a predicted model, not a curated record
GACUGUCCGAGUUCGAUUUCAAUCAUCAGUUCUAUCCAAGAACAAUCAGCACAAUAUUCUUACUAGCUCAACAUGAACAAGUUCGUUGUUUUGGCCACUUUGUUCGCUGCGGCUAUUGCUGCCGAGCUUCCAGCUUACUCCAAGCCGUCGUAUCCAACACCAACAGCUCCAGCAUAUUCGAAGCCAGCUCCAGCUUAUCCAGCUCCAGCUUAUCCGGCACCUGCUCCAAGUGCUCCAGCUUAUUCUAAGCCCACCGAACAGCCAGCUUACAGCAAGCCUGCCGAAGCAGAUCAUCCUCCGAUGCCAUUCGACUUCGCUUACGAAGUUAAGGACGAUCCCACUUACCAGGAUUACUCACACAAGGAAACCAGUGACGGCAAAGUCGUCUCAGGAUCUUACCGCGUUGCCCUCCCCGAUGGCCGUACCCAAAUCGUCUCCUACAAGGCCGAUGAAAAUGGUUACGUCGCCGAUGUACAAUACGAGGGAGAGGCCAAAUACGACGAAAUCAAACCCACUGCUGCUCCAGCUUACCCCAGCAAACCAGCUCAGCCUGCCUACCCCGAGACCAAGCCGGAGCCCAAGCCCCAGCCGUCCUACCCAGCUGCAGCUGAGCCCACUUAUCCCAAACCAUCUUACCCUGCGCCAGCUGUGCCAGCUGCCUCCAAACCAUCCUACCCUGCGCCCGCUGCUCCCAAACCAUCUUACCCUGCGCCCGCUGCCCCCAAACCAUCGUACUCUCAGCCAGCUCAGCCCGCUUAUCCCAAGCCCACCUACUAGAUCGGAUUACAUGACGUGACUUUCACAGGACUUUCACCAUAUGAAUGAUGUAAUUUAAUCGGAUUCUUUGAGAUAAAAUAAACAUAGGUCUAAAUUUUAAA